UCUCGGGUCCGGGCAGGAGCGGUUUGCGCGGCGAGGAGCAGAGCGGCGGGAACCCAGAAAGCUGCUCCGCAUAGGAGCUGCUGCCCGAACUCAAGAUGGCGGCCCCGGGCGGGCGUGGCCAGUGACUGGGAGGCGAGGCGGCGAGUGACCAUGGCGGCUGUCGACGAGCGGAGUCUGGAGGACGAAGAAGAGGAGGACGAGGAGCAGUUGGUUCUGGUGGAGUUAUCAGGAAUCAUUGAUUCAGACUUUCUCUCAAAAUGUGAAAACAAAUGUAAGAUUUUGGGCAUUGACACUGAAAGGCCCAUUCUGCAAGUGGACAGUUGUGUCUUUGCUGGGGAGUAUGAAGACACUCUUGGGACCUGUGUUAUAUUUGAAGAAAAUGUUGAACAUGCUGAUACAGAAGGCAGUAAUAAAACAGUGCUAAAAUAUAAAUGCCAUACCAUGAAGAAGCUCAGCAUGACAAGAACUCUGCUGACUGAGAAGAAGGAAGGAGAAGAAAACAUAGGUGGGGUGGAAUGGCUGCAAAUAAAGGAUAAUGAUUUCUCCUACCGACCCAACAUGAUCUGUAGCUUUCUACAUGAAAAUGAUGACGAAGAAGUGGUAGCUUCAGCCCCAGAUAAACCUUUGGAAUCGGAAGAGGAAGAGAUUCAAAUGAAAGACAAUUCAAACCUGAGUUGUGAGCAGGAGAAACCACUGCACUUGGAAAUAGAAGAUUCUGGUACUCUUAUUGAUAUACCUUCUGAGACAGAAGGUUCUAUUUUUAUGGAAACUCAAAUGCUGCCGUAGAAAUCUGUCCUAGAUGAAAUGUUUCUGCUAAUAACUUGUCAAGUACUUUUUAGAAUUCUUACAUAAAAAUAAUUGCUGUGUA
This is a messenger RNA of Cebus imitator (Panamanian white-faced capuchin), 868 nucleotides long. RefSeq names its product general transcription factor IIIC subunit 6 (gene GTF3C6). The transcript is spliced from 6 exons. Bases 151 to 786 code for a protein of 211 amino acids. The record is from RefSeq and is a predicted model, not a curated record. Gene Ontology annotation, biological process: transcription by RNA polymerase III. Gene Ontology annotation, cellular component: transcription factor TFIIIC complex. NCBI's taxonomy places the organism in Eukaryota, Metazoa, Chordata, Mammalia, Primates, Cebidae.